UGUACAGAGCAGGGUACCAUCCAGGCUGUUGUAUGUGAGGGGUGGGGUCCGGCUACACUGAUACCACCAAACAUAAGCUCACAGAGGGGACACACAGAGGCAGAAGAAGAGAGGAAAAAACAGAGAGAAGAGGGGGGAAGACUGCACCUGAAGAGGAAUAUUAUACGGGAUGAAAGGAGACACCCCAGUGAACAGCACCAUGAGUGUCGGCCAGGCCAGGAAGCUGGUGGAGCAACUGAAGAUAGAGGCUAGCUUCUGUAGGAUAAAGGUAUCAAAGGCAGCGGCUGACCUGAUGGCAUACUGCGACGCACACUCCUGUGACGACCCCCUGAUCACCCCCGUGCCCACCUCAGAGAACCCUUUCAGGGAGAAGAAAUUCUUCUGCGCUCUGCUUUGAGACCAAUCAGGGAUUGUUAUGAUCAAAAGUACAACUGUACAGUAUGUACAUGUAUGUACAGUGUGUACAUGUACUUCCAAUCGAAAUAAGACAUCAAUGUACUAUAGUAACCUUGCAUAAAAGCUGCCGAUGUACAGUACAUUAUCAAUUACAACAAAACAUCUAGAUCCAAAUUCUUGAACCGCUAACGUCCGUCUCAGUGUUAGAGGGGAGGUACUACAAUAGAGUGGGGAUUUGAAACAAAACUUAAACAUUUACUCAAAUAAAGAGUCAUAUCAAAAAGUAUGAAAAACAUUUAAAAAUAGCUUUCAUGUGGAUAAAAACCUACAUUUCAUGCUCAUUUCUAUAUUACAGGUAACUGCCAGACAGAAAAGUCUGAACAUUAAGUGUCUUAACAGAUUCACGUGGAGUCUGCAGCAUUUGAAACCUUGAACUUUUGUGUUAACUACGGAGCCUCUGAGGGGACAUGGGCUGGAGAUAAGAGUACAUUUCAAAAGAAAAAAAUAACCAGUGAACAAGUGAAAGGUAACCAUGCUUAUAAAAAGGUAUCGUAUGAAUGAAAAUGUUUCUGAUGCUCAUGAGAAAAUAUUUCACUGUCACUUUGAGGUAUUGUGUGAGCACAACAGACUGUACAAAAACAUGGAAAAAGUCUCAGUGAUUUCAGAAACUGGUUAGUAAGGGGGACUUUGAAGCCUGUCAGUGGUGGUUGCCAUAUUGGAAAGAUGUGGAGCCUCCUGUGUGAUCAGCCACACGUAUUAUUCAUUGCAUAUUAUUUUAUUCUUGCCAUCUUCUUAAUCUGGAAAAGUCUGAGACUGCAUAAAACCUGUUGUGUGCAUACCAGAAACUUUAUAUGCAGCCCACGUCCCUCUAGGAGCUCCGUAAAAUUCCCCUACUAGGUGACUUUUUUUGAUUUAAGGUGGUGCUACCCGUUCCAGGUGCUGCUCUGAUUGGUUUCGAUCUGACAUCUGAGAAAAUGAUGAGCCUAUGUUAGGUUAUGAAGUAAGCACAUAUCCCCUGAUCGACAGUGUUUCCAUUUGUGAAAGGAGCUAAUAGCAUUUAGAUUGUCCUUCACUUCUCAUUCAUGAUCAACUUUUUUGUACUCUUUAAUAUCCAUUGCUUCCUGUUUUGGCAGUUACUUGUAUCUACCAGCUGUCUCUGACUGAAUUAUGAUCGUUUAUUUAUUUCAAUGUUUUAUUAAGAUUUUGCUCAUUUCUAUACUGUUGCUGUAGUGUGAAUGUGUGAGUGUGUGAGCAUAGGUGCUACUGUGAAGCAUUGAUCCUGAUCAUCUGAUCACUGUUCAACAAGAUUUUAUAGCACACAGACCCAUUGUUAAAAACAACAUUCCAAGAGUUAUCCAUCAUAAAUGUAUUAUCAAAGCCAUUCAAGCUAAAUUCAGGCUAUUUGGUUAAAGAGUCUCUCACAGGAACAAUUUUCUAUUUCCUGAAGGCAAAAACAGCAGUUAUAAUGUACUUUUAAAGACAGGUGUGCAUCAUCAUGUUAACCAAUUAGAAAGCUCCAGAGCAGGGGUUUCCAGGAAAUAAGAACCAGAUGAACAUUGUAUCUCUUUCGAUUGAUGAAUUCCUGAUGUAAUUAAAUGUGUCAUUUUCUCCAUCUUAACGUUUAAGUUUCCUCAUAUCAUGAUGCCCACAACAUAUGACAUGUUUAACCUCAUGGGAGCCCCCUGCUCUAGAACAAAACUCAACUAGUGUGAUUAAAAUAUCUCGCAGAUAGGAAAUUACGAGCUUUGGUGAAAAGUAAUCAUGAAAUAUCAGGCACUGAAAU
Cheilinus undulatus (humphead wrasse) is the source of this 2179-nucleotide messenger RNA. It is a transcript of the gene gng3, whose product is annotated as guanine nucleotide binding protein (G protein), gamma 3. The transcript has 3 exons. NCBI's taxonomy places the organism in Eukaryota, Metazoa, Chordata, Actinopteri, Labriformes, Labridae. Gene Ontology annotation, cellular component: heterotrimeric G-protein complex. The record is from RefSeq and is a predicted model, not a curated record. The coding region runs from base 170 to 397 and encodes 75 amino acids. Gene Ontology annotation, molecular function: G-protein beta-subunit binding. Gene Ontology annotation, biological process: G protein-coupled receptor signaling pathway.